Molecule: messenger RNA, 4946 nt
Organism: Notolabrus celidotus (New Zealand spotty)
Lineage: Eukaryota; Metazoa; Chordata; Actinopteri; Labriformes; Labridae
Product: serine/threonine-protein kinase NIM1
Exons: 11
Coding region: 3006-4310 (434 amino acids)
Biological process (GO): intracellular signal transduction; protein phosphorylation; microtubule cytoskeleton organization
Cellular component (GO): cytoplasm
Molecular function (GO): protein serine/threonine kinase activity; tau-protein kinase activity; ATP binding
Source: RefSeq, a predicted model, not a curated record
CUCUGAACCUCUGCUGAUCCUUCAUAGAGGGAGCUUUAAUUAUUCAGAGGUCGAGCUAAGACUGGAGUGAGGAAGCCUCAUAGGUCUCAUCCUCACAAGCUAACUAGCUUUAGCAUCAGGCCUUCUUAGCUAGUAGCUAGUUUUUAGUGUUUGAAUUAAACUGUCUGUGUUGGAAAUAUUAUUAUAUCAUAAAGUCUGUCCUCAGUCGUUUUAAUUUUCCUUCGACUAGUGAGAUGUCAAAGGCAAACCGAGUUAAUGUUGACACAUUUCUGGAGUCUUUUUCUCAACUGGAAAUGGGAAUAACAGAAGUGCAUUGCAAAAACAAUGCAUUGGAAACAGUGCUGGAGAAUGCCAACAGACAUCUGAAAUUUUACAUGACCAAGGAGAACAGUCUGAUUGAAGAGCGAGACAGUCUUCUGGUCACAGUGAACAGUUUGCAGCAGACUCUGCAGGAGCAAAUCAACCUCAGAGUGGAGAAUGACAGAUUGAAGAGUGAUAUGAUGGACCUCAAAGAACAGAAUGAGAAAACAAUGCAGGAUGGUGAGGCAGAGGUUCAGCGGCUGGUCUGUGAAAUGAGAGCAGAGGCAGAGAACCACCAGAUGGAGCUAGAGACUGUGAGGAAGCAGUGCAGGAGAGAGGUGGAGGAGGCUCACAGAGAGGCUUUCAAUCAGUUGGAAGCCAAAGAUGCUGAAGUAAAGACUCUGCUGGAGAGAAAGGAUGUGGACCUGGAAGGGAUGAAGAGGAAGCUGAAGGAGCAGGAGAAGGAGAAGCAGAGCGAGCUCCUGAAGUUACAGAUGGAGUUUGGUGCUAAGUUAGCCAGAGUUCAGAGUACAGCUCAGUUGAGUCAACAGCAGCAGCAGCAGCAACACGGAUCCAGCCUUCUUCCACAGAGUGUCUACAAGAGGAAGCUGCAGUUCUUACAGCAAGAGAAGAACAGAGAGAUUGAGGCCCUGCGUCAGACAAUCAAAAAGCUGGAAGAGAACCAGCGUGUCGGCGGGCACAAUGUUAACCCUCUGAAGAGAAAGGUCUGAUUGUUUAGGAGAUAACGAGCUGCUGACCCGCGUGCUUAGCAGAUGUGUCAAAAUCCUGACCUGUCUGUGGGCGGAAAGGUUUAAAGUUUUGUGACAUUUAAAGACUUAAAUUUCAGUUCAGUUCAGUUUUAAAAUUAGUUCCUAAAAGUUGUUGAUACAUCCUUCAGAUUGUUUUAGCACCAGGGCGUCUUUUUGAACACUGUCUGUCAAGCUCAGAUUUGCAGUCUCACCACGCUGCUUGCAGGUGACCGGUGUGUACCGAGCACAUUCUAAACACAUGCUGUCCUGCCUGAGGUUUUAAUCCAAUCAGAUGACUGCUUGGGAGUGACAGAGGGCGGGGGCGGUGCAGACGCAGGAGAAGCGUCCUUGGGAGUGAAUACAGUCUCUUGAAGGCCAGUCUCAUUCAAGGAAUUAAUCCUUUUGAUGUCUUUUCAUUAAAAGAGAGAAUACACCAUCGAACUCUUUUUCUUAGAUUUUUAACAAGUCUUGUUCAGUUUAUUUUACCAGCUUGAUAUUUUCUCCACUCUGUAAUUUGUGUUCAAGGAUUUCCUUCUGUUGAUGUCAGGGAAAGUAAAAAGUCUUCUCUGUAAUCUAAAACCUCCUGAGUAUUUAAUUAUGAUUUAGUUUCUUUCUGCAAAUGUUAGCAUGACAGUGCAGCAUUAUUUUGUGACAAUAUUCAUAGAAAUGCAGUAUCCAGGGACCUGAAACCUGACUGAUACUAGCUUUGGGAGAUCUAAAGAGACAUUGUACACUUAAAAUAUUUUGAUCUCAACAUUGAUUGGCUGAGAUUAGCUUCAUGUUUACAACACUUAGAAAUAUACAUCUAAUUUCGACACCGUAAACUUGGGAUUUAAAAACUGAGAGCAGAAAGGUAGGACGAUUAAAGGAAACUAGUUUUACUUUUAUGAAGUAUUUAGAGUUAAUACAUUUUCUUAGCAUAUAUCCACUACUUCUAAUUUUUUUAAUGCGAGGAUUUGCAUCUCUGUUAUAUAUGACACUAACUUGAAUAUCUGUAGGUUUGCAUGGAGAGCAAACUUUCUGAUUGAGGUGCUUCUUCCUCCAAAAAAAAAGGUAAACAGAACUCUAGGAUGGGCUUGUAUUGAUUCAUGUAGGCUGAAUAGUUAGCAGUAUAGACUAAAAGUUAUGUCAUCGGUCAGACAGUAUUACCUGAACUACGCUGCGUUACAAAAAAAACACAGAUUUGAAUGACCUUUGUGACCUUAACUGAUAUUUUCUCUCUGAAGUGUCUCCAUGCUGUCUCACAGGGAGGACACACCUGAAUGAACGCUGUUCUGCCUGCCGCUAACCCAUGGUCUUUAAUCUCUUUAAGUGUGCUGCUGAGCCAGCCCUUACAGGAGACAGGGAGCUAAUCUCUCUAUGGGAACAUUGGUUAAUGCCAUUGCAUAACGUAGUACCUUCUCAACAGCCAGGAGAUCAACCGUAGCUGCAUAACACAGCCUUUAGUAUCACACAGUUGUGUUCUAGUCAACAUGCAAACUGAAGCAUUUUAUCUCCUGUAGAUAAAAACACAUUCUCAUCUCUCGUCUGCUGUGAUCUUCUGGCAUCAUUUCUGCUGCUUUGAGUUGUUUUCAGCUUUUUGCGACUGGGACAGGCCUAAAUUACAACCAGAUUAGAGGUCCUGACACCCAUCAUCCUUCGUCACUCUGAGGAGGAGACUGUCGCACCCCUCUCACCUCCUGAGCUCUUGCCCAUCAGUGAACCGAAGUCUAUUCGUGAGAACAGGAAAGAAGACCAUGACGCUGCUGUUCUGCUUUCAAGGAUGAAAUUUUCUGAAAGGAUUUUGCCAAAAUCUCCCAGACAGCAGCAUGUAGGAGAAGAAAAUCAUCUCUCAGGGUCCUGCUGGGCCACAAGAUCAACACUUUUUGGACUGUUUGCAACGGAUGCUCCAGCUGUGAUCUGAUGCAGAGCAGCUCUUUUGAAACUUGAUGACCUUAUCUUCAGCCUGCUGCAGAAAUGCCUGGAAGCCAGUAUCGAGUGCCAAGUGCCAAAAUUCACCACAGCCAGUACAGUCUGACCGACAGCUCUGAAUUCAGCCCCGAGGAGGACGAUGUCGAGGGUCAGCUACGCCUCAACCCCCUGCAGAAGCUCACCACCGACCUGUGCAAGGAUCAGAAGACCAUCAAGGAGCUGAUCAUAGGCCGCAGGGUGGGCUUCUACAAGGUCAGAGGGGAGAUCGGCAGUGGGACCUUCUCCAGGGUCAAGAUGGCUUUCAAUGCUCUGACUAGAGACAAAGUGGCCAUAAAGAUCCUCGACAAGACCCGACUGGACCAUCAGGCCCAGCGUCUCCUCUCCAGGGAGAUCAGCAGCAUGGAGUGUCUUCAGCAUCCCAACGUGGUGCGUUUGUACGAGGUGGUGGAAACGCCGAGCCGCCUCUACCUGGUGCUGGAGUAUGCAGGAGCAGGAGACCUCCACAACAAGAUCUGCACUGAGGGGAAACUGUCUGAAAAUAACAGCAAGAUCACCUUCGCCCAGAUCUUAUCCGCCAUCAAAUACAUGCACAACAACAACAUCAUUCACCGGGACCUGAAGGCGGAGAACGUUCUGUUCACCUGUGGUGGCUGUGUGAAGGUGGCUGACUUUGGGUUCAGCACAAGGGUCUCGAACCAUAGCGACACCCUCGACACCUUCUGUGGCUCUCCGCCAUACGCUGCUCCUGAGCUCUUCAAGGACGAGUUCUACGUGGGGCCCCCGGUGGACGUAUGGGCGAUGGGGGUCCUGCUCUUUUUCAUGGUGACUGGCAGCAUGCCGUUCCGUGCUGAGACCAUGGGGAAGUUGCGGCGCUGCAUCAUCGAUGGUGCCUACAAUCUCCCACCAUGGGUGCCCGGCCCCUGCCAGAGGCUCAUCAGGGGUAUCUUGAAGCCGGUCCCUGCCGAGCGCUACGCCAUUGACCAGAUGCUUGGCUGUGAUUGGCUCUUACCGGUGGAGUUUCCCUGGUCGUUGGUGCCUCCUGAGCCGUCAAGCCCCCUGCAGAGCCUGCUGGACUCUGACCGUAGCGACCUGGAGGAGGAGGUGGAGGAAGAAGUCAGGUGCAUGCUGGAGGAGCUGGGUUUCACCUCAAAUCACCUGCUGAACAAUCCACUCAAAGACAGCCGCAGCCCAGUGACAGGGGUUUACCGAAUCCUGCUGCACCGGGCACAGAGGAGGAGGGGCUGUGACACUCCCCCAGUGGUCCGAGGGAUGGUUAGGGACCCCAAGAGGGAGGGGCUUCGGGCCUACAGGGGCCUCAGGCACACCUCCAAGUUCUGUGUGCUUUCAUAACAGACUGGUAGAAACCUGCACUCAGCUUUAUGCACAAAUCUUUUAUAUCAAUAAAACCUAGAGGAGUUUUUUUAUAUCACGGCCGAUGGACAUGUUUCUAAUGAAGGAAUCAAUGAAUCAAUUUUCACAUCGUGUAGCUUUUGAUAUAUUUGUUUGACUGCUUCCAAUGCAACCUUUUGGGAUAGUGUAAGUGCCUGAUGAUACAAACUUUAAGGUAAAAGCUGGGAAAACAUCUGUAAAAGAUUCAAACUUAAAGGAUAUCUUUUCUCAACGACAUUUGAUGACCCAGGGUCUGCAGAGGCCUGAAGAGGAUCAAGGAUUCACAAGAAAACUGAGUUGGAAUUAUUAAAGAAGAUUUCUUUGUUUGACUUUAUGCAACCCUCACGUUAUAUAAACUAGUUGAUGCUUUGUAUGAGCUUCAUAACAAGCCAAAAACAUUGAACUCUGGCAUGGGAUGAGUAUUUAUUUUAUUUACCAAUAAAAGUUGUGAACUUAUUUGUGCCCCUGAUUGUAGCUUUGCAGUCUUUUUGAGUGCGCAUGAACAUUGUAAGUGAAAUCCUACACCCACAGCCUAUUCUGUCUCUUGAGGGGUCUUGUAUUGUUUGUGAAAAACUCAAUAAAAUGGUGCAAAGAAAA